CUAUCCCAUCCCAUCCCAUCCCUCCAGUGUCCAGUGUCAUCCUAACCCCAUCCUCAUCCUCUUCCUCCUCAUCAUCUCCAACUCCCACUCUAGCGGAUAUCCAACCACGUCAACAAUGUUCUCGUGGUAUCGGCACGGUACCUGACGCCAACCACCACCCCUCCUCCUCCUCCUUGUCCCCACCCCCACUGGUCCAAUUCCUUCAUACAGCACAGUACUCUGUACAGCACAGCACAGCACAGCACAGCACAGCAGCAACAGCGGCCACAAUAACAACAAGGCCAUACAGCUCUAGCUCAAGCUCCUCCAAGCUUCCCCUUCGGCGCCGACGGUGGCACUUCGGUCGUAGCUGCCGUUCUCGAAACAACAAUCAAACUUCUGCUUCUUCGACCAACGGCAUCAGAUCAGUAAUAUCUGUCUAUAUCUGUCUGUAUCUGCAUCUGUAUCUGCAUCAAUUGGUAUCAGAAACAACCACAGCAACAGCAUGGCUGACCCACCGUCACGCCGUGCCCCAUCCAAUCCUGCUGCUGGUGCUGCCUCUUCUUCCGCUUCUGCUGGUGCUGGUGCUGCUGGUACUGCUUCUGCUUCCGACUCUGUUGCGGCAACCACUGCGGCGUCCACUGCUUCCGCCAACGCAAUCCCACCUCCUCCACCGCUACCACCACCCCAACCCAAAACAACCUCAUACUUCUCCCGAUUCGUGACCCAACCGUUGACCGCAUACGGCUCACGGCCUGCCAGCUCCCAAACGAAUCGCCCCGAAAGUGGGCGUCCCAAUCCGCUCGUACCAAGAUUGCCCGGCAUCCGCACUGGCUUGUCGCAAGAUGCAAGCCAUAAAACGGGCCUUGAUAUCUCCGCCCUCGAUAUCAACCGCGAUAGGACCCACGCUGUCCUCGCCGGCAAGGAGAUUCUCAAGACUGUCCGCGUCCAAGAUGCAAGGAUCGUCGAAGAGACGAACCUGCGCGCCGCCGUCAUCAAUGCUGCUGAGCAUAGCACUUCCCACGCCCGGCAGCGUGAGGGACUUACCAUCCAUGAUGUGAAGUGGUCCCAUGGCCAGUUCAACACGCAUAUUGCAACCGCCGCCGCAAAUGGAAAGAUCAUCCUGUACGACCUGAAUAGAGCUGGCGUCGAGUUGGCUCGUUUACACGAACACACUCGCCAGGUCCACAAGAUUGCUUUCAACCCCCAUCAAGGCCAUUUACUGCUGUCCGCAAGCCAUGACGCCACCGUGCGUCUGUGGGACUUGAGAGACAUGAAAAAGGAUAUCAUGACCUGUCCGAGUAGAGAUCAGUACGCCGGUAUCAACGGUGGCAUUCGUGAUGUCCAAUGGUCCCCCACUGACGCCGUAGAGUUCGCUUUCGGGACUGACAAUGGCACCAUCCAGCGAUGGGACUUUCGGCACAGCAAGGGUCCAAAGCAGAAGAUCACGGCCCACGAUCAGCGGAUAUGCACCUCGAUCGACUGGCACCCGGACGGCAAGCACCUGCUCAGUGCAGGCGUCGAUAAGACCGUCAAGGUCUGGGACUUCUCUGUAGACGGCCGGCGCCAGAAGCCCGCCUUCGUGCUGACCGCGCCUUACCCUGUCUAUAAGGCAAGAUGGAGGCCACCCUACUGGUCCGACGAAUACCACGAAAAGGGAGUGUAUCAGUGCACGCAGCUGGCAACAUCUUACGACAGGGACCAUCCUGCCAUACACGUAUGGGACUUUCGGCGUCCUUACCUUCCGUUUCGGGAGAUCACCAAAUUCCCCAGCGCACCAUCUGAUAUGCUUUGGCACUCGCGUGAUAUACUUUGGACCGUCGGCAGAGAAGGUGUCUUCCAGCAGAAUGAUGUUCAUUUGGCCCCCAAGAUCGUGGAUCGCCGCAACCUGCAGGCUUUUGCAGUAUCGCCAAGUGGCGAGAUGGGUGGAUUUGCGCAGCGAAGGGCCCGGCACCAUCCGCCAGGCCUCGACUACUCGACUGAUGACACGUACUUAGGCGAGAAACGCAGCCCUGAGAAGAACAGCCUGCGAAGUUCCGCGGAUGACAGUCUGGAUGACAGCUUCCUUAGCUCCUCCAUCAAGAAGCAUCAUGGGCGUACAGCGAGCAAUCGUUCGACAAAGUCAUUUGGAAGUAACCCUCCAUCAGACAUAGUACCCAAGGUCAUGUUUCUCACCGAUUCUAUGGCCAUGCAUAAUGACUCCUUCAAACCAAAUCAGCUCGCUUUCCGUGGCAUGCUGCCUGGUGCACCGAGCAUCCAGGUGUUUUCAUAUCUUGCCCAGAAGUACAGGGCAAUUCCCCUUCCCGACCCUCCUACCUUGCAAUCCUUUGCCGACGUCCAGCAUGUGUUUGACCAGAAUGCCGAAUAUGCACAGCGAGCCGCGUUCUACAGGCAAGCUGAGACUUGGAGGAUAGUUGGGUUGUCAAUUGCGGUUGCGACCAGGCGCCGGGCAGAGUUGCACAGACAACAGCGUUUAUUGCAGCUUAAGCCUGCCGCAGUAGUGCCACCUGCCGCUGAUGUAGCAGACACUACCGCUUCGAAGCCUGUGAUGGCACAUGACACAGUGCCCGCUCAUCCGCCUCCACAGAACCCUGCCGUGCGUGCCAUCCUAGGUGCUCCUGACAAACCACAGGCGUCUCACAAUACAGUUCAAUUGCUCUCUGCAAACGAGAGUACUUCGAACCUCCCAACCCCGCUUGCGCGACCUCUCACAAGCUCUGGAGCAAAUGAUGCGGCUUCGCGUCAGUUGUCUCAGCUUCCCGAUCCGGAGCAUGAAGAAGAGAUCAAGCUUCCACCAGCCAUUGCAGGCCCGCAUUCCACGGCAGGGAAGGAAACGGCGGCCCAAAGAGACGAGGAUCCCACGAUUGCCGCGGAUCGACCCAACUUCAGCGGCCCACAUUGGUAUUCGUCCAACGACCUGGACGAACGUCGAGCCAUGGUCGGCAGUUGGCGGGCUCCACCGCGAGCACCGCUGAGUCUGGAGCCUACCGAUUCUCACGGGAUCAACAUCCACAUACCGCCUCGACUGGAUCGCCACAAUUCGGACGAAAGCUUUGGCAUGUUUUCUGCCUCCACUGACUCGCAGCGGGGUACUUCGAUCCCGGACUCAUUUGCUAGUGGGAAGUCCCAAUCCCAGAGCAUGGAGUCAAUACCAGAAGCGUGGCAGCAUCCUCCUGCAGGCUCUAGUUUUGGGCCGCCAAGAUCUGCAGAGCUAGUUCAAAUCUUGAAUGAGCGGGCUGCUGGAACCUCGGCCUUGGGUAAAAGCAUUCAGGUAUCCCCCACGACCAUUCCGAUUGGUAUGUCAGAAAUCGGCAGGGACAUACCCUCCGUACGGGGCGGUCAGCAGCAAGGUUCGGCCCGUAACGGGACGGCACAGUCGAUCGAAUAUAGCAGUCAAGAACGUGCUGUCCAAGAUAUAGAGAACUUGCGCCGCAACAAUCAGCUCCUGCGUCAUGAUAGCUCCGAAUCAGAGGCCUACUUGAGCAGCAGAGACGGAGCAUCCAUGUCUCGAGACUACAGCAUUGACAUGGAAGCCAGCGGGACGAUUGUGCCUGAAUUCCAUGAGGAGCCUCGAUCCCCGCAGGGCCAGAGGCUUCCUGCAGCCCUGCACCAUGCAACGGAGAGUGCUCCUCCGGCACUUGACCCGUCAGCCGAGCAAGGAAUUCUAUUGUCAGACUAUCAAGCCAUGCGUAUUGACGCAGAGGAAGGAUCGGCAUUCUCAGUGAUCGGCCUCGUAAACAACAUCUUGACCUUCAACACGACUACUCUGUUCGAGGCGCAGAUGUCGUCGCUCUUACUGCUGCUCCUCACACCUCUGCUGCCACAAGCUGCUUCGCCUGGGCAGUCUAGCUUCGAUGAUGCCGAGGUCCAAGCAAUCUUUUCAGACACACUGUCUGGGCUGGGACUGACGCCCACUCAGGUCCAAACCGUGAUUUCUACCCAACUGACCGAUCUGCUGGCGACAGGCAUCAAUCUAUUUCAGGCAGAAGCCAUUUUGCACACGUACCACUCUCAAUUGCAUAGCUUCUCUCUGUAUAAUUCGGCUGCAUCUCUUCGUCGUCUCGCAUACCCUACCUACCCUGCUGUAUACGAGCAGGCGCUGAAGGAUACUCAGCUUGGCCUACUGUGUUUGAGCUGCAAGUCACCAAUUAACAAUCCCCAGGAUAAGAUGCGAUGCGAGAGCUGUAAGCGAGCUCAGGCACCUUGUCCUAUAUGCUGGGGUCGAUAUCCAGCCUUCGAACCCGUGUCGUCCAAAAAGUCAAAGUCAAAGUCACGUUCGAGCUUGAAGGAGAGGGAUUACGGCCGGAAACGGUCUUCCCUACCGCCCGUUUCUGGCUUUGACCAACAUACAUCUGUAGAACACGAAUCGAGCCCAUCCGUGCCAGAGAAGCCCACCCCUCCCAAAGCGACAUUGUGGACGUGGUGCCCGUUGUGUGGCCACGGCGGUCAUACGAACUGCCUUUCCACAUGGUUUGCGGACUCUUCGCUAUCAGACGGAGCCUGUGCAACAGAAGGCUGCCUCUGUGACUGUGUUCGCGGUAACAGACGAGACGCUAAGAUCGAAGAGCUUCUGGCGAAGAAAGCAGAGAAAGAGAGAAUGAAGGUUGUCAGAAAAGGUGACGACUGGAAAGUUUCCGAAAGCAAGGCCGUUUCUGCUGUACGAGGAACCUUCGGGCAAUCUGGUGCGGUGUCAAAGGACGCAGCACAGAACGAACCGCCGGCGGUGGCCAAGAGAGAUGAUGGACGACGAGUCCGAGUCGUUGGACCCCAGGACGAACGCCACUAGUACACAGCAUCAACUCAAAUUCCCCCGGACGAGCCAAUACUGGGCCGGCAAAAUGCCUGGGUGCUACUCGGAAUUCAGCCGUGCCUCCGACUAUCUAUCUUUGUGU
Molecule: messenger RNA, 4871 nt
Organism: Aaosphaeria arxii CBS 175.79
Lineage: Eukaryota; Fungi; Ascomycota; Dothideomycetes; Pleosporales
Exons: 2
Coding region: 485-4765 (1426 amino acids)
Biological process (GO): positive regulation of TOR signaling
Molecular function (GO): protein binding
Source: RefSeq, a predicted model, not a curated record